CACACACACACACUCCUAUUUUAGGAUAUUCCAGUGUGCAAAAGUCUAAUAAGGUUAAGGAUGACUCUGCAUUUUAUCACAGCACUUUGUGUGCUGGGCCCUGACUAGAUACUCAGAGGAGGCUUAAAAAGAAGAAAACCCAAUCUUGAAUGUAGGGAAAUCCCCACCCAAAUAGGAAGAGAGGCAGUCCCACAUGAAACACCCAACAAACAUCCACAGAGUUGCAUGUCACUUGGUGCAAAGUAGUGCAGCAUUUAUCAUGAGGGGACUCAGGGAGAUAGAAGUGUGUAUGUGUGAAGGAUAGUCAUAAAGGUAACCUGAAGGAGGUGAAUACUGGAUCAUCUUCAACAAAGUGAGAGACAAAGUGGAAUAAAAGAUACACUUGGAGUAAUUUGUGUGCAAAGAGGAGAGAAGCCAUUGAGUCAGGAGGAGCAAAGAAGAGUUAUGGCAUGGGCCUUGUUGAAAGACUGUUAGAUGACAGAUUUUGUAGGGUGGACAAUAGAGACCCACCACUGAUAAUCAAGCAAGAAAAUGUUGGAUCCUUGCUGAUUUAACUACAUGGGUUUCAGGGGAUAUGCUGGAGUGAAAAAACAGACCUACUUCCUAUGGCAAGGACUGUGCUUUUAAGGGAGUAGGGCUAGAAGGCAGAUGAGAUCCAGUCCUGGCUCUGUCCCUAACUAGCAGUAGGACCUUGGACUCAUUAAGCUUCCUUAGUUUUCUCAUCUGAAAAAAGGGGGCUACCUUGGGUGGUUGCAAGAGUCCUUUCCCCAUCUCUGAUAUCUUGUGUUCCCUGAAUAAGUACUAGGCUUUGUUUUGUGGGACUGUCAAGAUCAUUCAGUCAUUAAGUCUACAGAUAUUUUUUAGCACCUACUGUGUUUCAAUAGCAGGUAGUGAGGAAAAUUCAAUGGGUAUAGGAUAUCGGGGUGAGCAAAAACAGAUAAAGUCUGUCCCUUAGAGUUUUCAGCCUAGUGGAGGCAGCAAGUAGAUAUUUCAUUGAUUCUAAGACUCACAAUCUAACAUUUCUUAAGUCAAGAUGCAUCUUAAAAUCAAUGGAGUAGCAUGAUUUAAUUGGCAGCAUUGUUUUUUUUGUUAAUGCUACAUAAUAGUAAAUCAGAAUUGUAAAAUAACUGUAAAAUCCCAAUGGAUAAGUGCUGAAGGGAAAGGUACAUAGUGUACAAGCAUGUAAAGGAGGGUACUGACUGGGGUCUGCUGGGUUGGGAGGAAGACUUUUCUGAGGAAAUGAUGUGAAGGAUAUGUAGUCGAGAUCUGUGGGAUUGUGGGUAGAUUACCCCACGAAAAGGUGGGUGCCUGAGGUGGAGAACUGAGAGAAGGUGAGUGUGACUGGAGCACAGACCCAGGAGCUCAGCAUGGGUGAGGCUGGCAAGGCAGUUGGGGAGCAAAUCUAUCACAGCUUCCCAGACCCUGGGCAGGGAUUUUGGUCUUUACCCUAAGAACAGUGGGAAGCCAUUAAAGAGUUUUAAGCAGGGAAGUAACAUGGUCUGAGGUGCAUUUUGAUGAGCUCAUUAUGGCUGCAGGUUGGAGUGGAUGUGGGAGACCAGAUGAAAGAGGUGGUAGGCAUGGAGGAGGAAAUGGAGAGAAGUAGAAGAUGGGUUCAGGAAACCUUUAGGAGGUAAAAUUAACAGUUCUCAGUGAUGUAUUGAGAAGGAAGAGGGAGGUGUGGAGAGUGACACUCAUGUUUCUAUCUUGGACAACUGGUGGCAGUAGUCUCUGACAUGGGCAAUGGCUGGAGCCUGGUAGGACCCACGAAGAUGGUUACGUAGCACCUGGGAGGGUAGAGAGGAUCCUAAGGCAGCUUGAGGUGGGAAAGUGUGGCACAAAGAAUUGGGUUUCUUUCCAUAUUGAUUAGUUUCUGACUUCCAUGCUAAGGAAAGUUUCAGGGGGAGAAGCAGGUCUGAUACAGGGCUAGAGGAGUUGAACACUGAGGAAAGGUGAUUCAAGUUGGAGUACUUUGGCUUAUCUCCUCUCCUUAGGACAAGAUGGGCAGGAAGAGAGGAGGCACAGACAUUGGUAAAAGUAGAGAUUAGAAAGUAAUUUUAAAAGCUGAGAGUUCUCAACAUAGGGAUAAUUAGGGAAAUAGGAAAAUUGGGCAGCAAUGAGGUGGCUCUUGGAUCACCUUUCCCUGGGCCUCUUCCCUACCACCACCACCCCCUCCUUUCAGGCAAAGAGGAGGAACAGCAGGGCCUUUUAGCUGCAUCUUAACACCUCAGUUUACUUAAAAAAAUUUUUCUUGAAUGUGUGACAUAAUCAUGUGGGUGCAUAUUCAAAAGUUACAAAAAGGCAUAUAGUAAUAAAUCUUUCUACCUUAGUCCCCCUUCCACCAGUUUCCUGUGUGUCAUCUUUUGUGUCUGAUUUUUAUACAAGUGAUAAAACUUUGCAGUGCUUUGCUUCCCCCACCCCCACUUGUUAAUAUAUAUUAGAGGUGGUUUGAUAGCAAGACAGUGAGCUUCUCAUUCCUUUUUAUGACUGCAUAGUAUUCCAUGUUAUGUUUGUGUAUAAUUUCAUAGUUCCUUAUUGGUGGGUAGUUAGCUUGAUUCUAAACUUUUUUCAAAUAAUGCUGAAAUGGAAACCUUGUAUAGACAUCAUUUUGGCCAUGUGGGGCUUUAUCUGUAGGAUGAAUAUUUAGAAUUGGAAGGUUCUAUAUAGAGAAUAUUUGUUCUCUCACUUGUCAUUCAUCCAUUUAAUAUUUAUUGAGUGCCCACUAUGUGCCAGAUACUCUGGCAGGUGCCAGGAAUCCAGCUUUCAACAAGUCAGAUAUGCUCCCUGCCCUCAUGGAAUGUUAUUACCCUCUAUUAAGGGGAAACAUAAAAGGGGGGCACAUAGAGAAUAAAUUGGAAGGAUGUGCUUUAAAUAGAGCCAGGAAGGCUUCAUAGAGCAAAUGAUAUUUAAACUGCGAACUAAAGGAUGGAAUGUGGCCAGCCAUUAGGUGUAGGAUGGGGAGAUCUAGGCUGUUCAGAGCCUCACCCACGGAGAGGAGUUCAGGAUCUGUAGGGGAGGAGGAGUAGAGUGAAAGAGAUGAGGGAGGUGAUUGGGAGUGGAAGAUGUCAGAGAGAGAGUGACUGAAGAUGAGGUCAGAUAGGAGAUGAGGCUGGUAGUGGAGAGAGGAGAGUUAGGGAGACUAGAACUUAUGAAGAACUAGUUAUUAUUUGUGUUUAGAGGGUGUUGGGGUCGAAUCUCUGUACCUGGGUGAAUUCAGGCGGGGAAAUGGGGAAAGAGGCCACUUCCUAACUGGAUACUUUGUGAAUGAGUAGUUUAACUGGUUUGAGGGAGGCACAGCCUUGUCCACAGGCAGGAGAGUGGAUAAAAUGCCUUGGGCAGAGCCAGUCUGCCGGUAGUACAGCCUCCUCCGUCUUUUCUGUGGCUUUGGCAAAAUGGAAACUUCUAAAAUAAAGAUGACAUUGAAGGGGUUCAGCCAGCUGGCUCUGGGCUGGUAGAAGAGAGAGCAGACCUACCCAGGGCUCAGAGCUGGGAGUGGGCAGGAAGUUGGUCUUGGAGACCCUUCCUCUGAACUUUGUGCUCCUUUUUUAUCCUCAACACUCUGCUUCCCUUCUGCAAACACCCAUCUCUUUGUCCAUCCUGGGUCCUAUGACUUUUCUCUCCCUCAACAGUCGGUUCCCGAUUCUGGUCCCCGGCCCCCAGCAGCGCCUGCCCCCUUCCCACCGGGGCCCCCCAUGAUGCCACCACCCUUCAUGCCCCCUCCAGGAAUCCCUCCACCCUUUCCUCCGAUGGGGCUACCACCCAUGAGUCAGAGACCACCAGCUAUCCCCCCCAUGCCACCUGGCAUCAUGCCCCCAAUGCUACCGCCAAUGGGGUCACCACCACCGCUCACACAGAUACCAGGAAUUGUACCUCCCAUGAUGCCAGGAAUGCUGAUGCCAGCAGUGCCUGUCACCGCAGCGACGGCUCCAGGUGUGGACACCGCCAGCUCUGCUGUGGCUGGGACAGGUCCUCUGAGGGCCCUAUGGAGUGAGCAUGUGGCCCCUGAUGGGCGCAUCUACUACUACAAUGCUGACGACAAGCAGUCCGUGUGGGAGAAGCCCAGCGUGCUCAAGUCCAAGGCGGAGCUGCUGCUGUCCCAGUGUCCUUGGAAAGAAUACAAGUCAGACACAGGCAAACCUUACUACUAUAAUAACCAGAGCAAGGAGUCCCGCUGGACCCGGCCAAAGGACCUGGAUGACCUGGAGGCUCUAGUCAAACAAGAGGCUGUAGGGAAACAACAGCAGCAGCAGCAGCCACAGACAUUACAGCCACAGCCUCCUCAGCCUCAGCCUGACCCCCCCCCUGCGCCUCCUGGCCCUACCCCAGUGCCUAUGGGCCUCCUAGAACCUGAGCCAGGUGGGAGUGAAGAUUGCGAUGUGUCAGAUGCUGCCCAGCCCCUGGAGCAGGGGUUCCUGCAGCAGCCAGAGGAGGGCCCCUGCAGUUCUGCUGGACAGCAUCAGCCACCACAACAGGAGGAAGAGGAAUCAAAGCCAGAACCAGAGAGGUCUGGCCUCAGUUGGAGCAACCGUGAGAAGGCAAAGCAGGCCUUUAAGGAGCUGCUGAGGGACAAGGCUGUCCCCUCUAAUGCCUCAUGGGAACAGGCCAUGAAGAUGGUGGUCACUGACCCCCGUUACAGUGCCUUGCCCAAACUGAGUGAGAAAAAGCAGGCAUUCAAUGCCUACAAGGCUCAGCGGGAGAAGGAGGAGAAAGAAGAGGCCCGGUUAAGGGCCAAGGAGGCCAAGCAGACCUUGCAGCACUUCCUGGAGCAGCAUGAACGCAUGACCUCCACCACUCGCUACCGGCGGGCAGAACAGACCUUUGGGGAGCUGGAGGUCUGGGCUGUGGUCCCUGAGAGGGAUCGAAAAGAGGUUUAUGAUGAUGUCCUCUUCUUCCUGGCCAAGAAGGAGAAGGAACAGGCCAAGCAGCUCCGGCGCCGCAAUAUCCAGGCCCUGAAGAGCAUACUGGAUGGGAUGAGUAGUGUCAACUUCCAAACCACAUGGUCCCAGGCCCAGCAGUACCUCAUGGAUAACCCCAGCUUUGCUCAGGACCAUCAGCUUCAGAACAUGGACAAGGAAGAUGCACUGAUCUGCUUUGAGGAGCACAUCCGAGCUUUGGAGAGGGAGGAGGAGGAGGAGCGGGAGAGGGCCCGGCUUCGGGAGCGGCGCCAGCAACGCAAGAACCGGGAGGCCUUCCAGGCCUUCCUGGACGAGCUGCAUGAGACAGGGCAGCUGCACUCUAUGUCUACCUGGAUGGAACUGUACCCAGCGGUCAGCACUGAUAUCCGCUUUGCCAACAUGCUGGGCCAGCCGGGCUCCACCCCUCUGGACUUGUUCAAGUUCUAUGUGGAGGAGUUGAAGGCACGUUUCCAUGAUGAGAAGAAGAUCAUUAAGGACAUCCUUAAGGACCGGGGCUUCUGUGUGGAGGUGAACACAGCCUUUGAGGACUUCGCCCACGUCAUAAGCUUUGACAAGAGGGCUGCUGCGCUGGACGCAGGCAACAUCAAGCUGACCUUCAAUAGUCUACUGGAGAAAGCAGAGGCACGGGAGAGAGAGCGGGAGAAGGAGGAGGCACGAAGGCUGCGGCGCAGGGAAGCUGCCUUUCGAAGCAUGCUGAGGCAGGCCGUGCCUGCUCUGGAGCUGGGCACUGCCUGGGAAGAGGUCCGUGAGCGCUUUGUGUGCGACUCAGCCUUUGAGCAGAUCACCCUGGAGUCGGAGCGGAUCCGGCUCUUCCGGGAGUUCCUGCAGGUACUGGAGACCGAAUGCCAGCACCUCCACACGAAAGGCCGAAAGCACGGCAGGAAGGGCAAGAAGCACCAUCGCAAGCGUUCCCACUCGCCCUCAGGCUCUGAGUCGGAAGAGGAGGAGCUGCCCCCACCGUCUCUCCGGCCCCCUAAGCGGAGGCGGCGGAACCCCUCCGAAUCUGGCUCUGAGCCCUCUUCCUCACUUGAUUCAGUUGAAAGUGGGGGUGCUACCCUUGGAGGACGGGGCUCCCCAUCCUCCCGCCUUCUCCUUGGACCAGAUCAUGGCCUUCGGAGAGCCAAGAAACCAAAAAAGAAAACUAAAAAGAGAAGACACAAGUCGAACAGUCCUGAGAGUGUGACAGACCCAGAGGAGAAAACUGGCAAGGAGAGUGAUGAGAAAGAACCAGAACAGGACAAGGACAGGGAGCUCCGGCUGGCAGAGCUCCCUAACCGCUCCCCAGGUUUUGGAAUCAAGAAGGAGAAGACGGGCUGGGACACGUCAGAAAGUGAGCUGAGUGAGGGUGAGCUGGAAAGGCGGCGGCGGACACUCCUGCAGCAGUUGGAUGACCACCAGUGACCUGAUCAGCGGCUCUGCCUUGGGUCUGUGUGAGGCUGUGGCUACUAGGUCACCUUCACCGUCUGCCCCAGACUCCUUCCUUAGUCUGGUCUGUCCUUUUUUCCUCAAGUAAUCCCACUCCCAACACACCAUUGCCAGCACCUCCCAAGGUUGCUUGCGGUGUUCAAGGGUCCCUGACUUCCCGGACAACUAGUGCAGUCCUUGCCCUCAGCCCCACACGAAAUUGGUGGUGUAUGCCAUGUGGGGUGGGUGAUGCCAGUAGAUAGAAUGCAAGAAGGGGCCUCCAGGGAAGUGACAGGCUGGUGGACACAGCCUGGGUAGCAGAGGGCGGGGUCCUUACCCUCUAGCAUCAGUGCCUGCUCCUGCCUGCCCAGGGCCCUGGGGCUCCACCACUCCGUCCUCCAGCCCUGGGACCCAGUGUAUGUGUGUUUUGUUUUGUUUUUAUAAAUAAUAUUUAUAACAUG
Molecule: messenger RNA, 6778 nt
Organism: Miniopterus natalensis
Lineage: Eukaryota; Metazoa; Chordata; Mammalia; Chiroptera; Miniopteridae
Source: RefSeq, a predicted model, not a curated record